This is a messenger RNA of Gastrolobium bilobum, 1719 nucleotides long. RefSeq names its product laccase-6. Lineage: Eukaryota; Viridiplantae; Streptophyta; Magnoliopsida; Fabales; Fabaceae. The coding region runs from base 1 to 1719 and encodes 572 amino acids. The record is from RefSeq and is a predicted model, not a curated record. Gene Ontology annotation, molecular function: hydroquinone:oxygen oxidoreductase activity; copper ion binding. Gene Ontology annotation, biological process: lignin catabolic process. The transcript has 6 exons. Gene Ontology annotation, cellular component: apoplast.
AUGGCCAACUUAGUCUCCUCGUUUAUGCUGUGGUUGAGUAUGAUAUCUACUAUCUACAAUGUGAAACUUAUAGCAUGUGGGAGUACCAAGGGAGAAUCAACCCGUUUCUAUGAUUUCAAGGUUCAAACUAAAAGAGUUACCAAACUUUGCAACUCCAAAGACAUUGUCACAAUUAAUAGUAUGUUUCCAGGACCUGUUGUUUACGCCCAAGAAGAUGAUAGAAUCCUAGUUAAAGUUACCAAUAUGACACCUUUCAAUGUUACAAUUCACUGGCAUGGUGUCCGGCAAAGGCUAUCAUGCUGGUAUGAUGGACCAUCCUUUAUUACACAGUGUCCAAUUCAAGCAGGCCAGAGUUUCACCUAUAAUUUUUCAGUGGUGAAGCAGAAGGGCACCUUCUUCUGGCAUGCUCAUGUUUCUUGGCUAAGAGGAACAGUUUAUGGUGCCAUGAUUGUUUAUCCAAAGAACAGGGUACCUUACCCAUUUAAGAUUCCCUAUCAAGAGCACAUAAUCAUACUAGGGGAGUAUUGGUUGCAGGACCUUCAAGAAAUUGAGCAUGCCACUCUUGCAAGUGGAGGACCUCCUCCUACAGCAGAUGCAUAUACCAUUGACGGUCAUCCAGGCCCCAACUACAACUGCUCCACUAAUGAUGUCUACCAAAUUGAUGUUAUUCUGGGGAAGACCUAUUUGUUAAGACUGAUUAAUGCGGGUUUAAACACUGAGAACUUCUUUGCCAUUGCUAAUCACAAAUUAACAAUCGUGGAGGCUGAUGCUGAAUACACGAAGCCAUUCACCACAGACAUAGUGAUGCUUGGACCAGGCCAAACACUGAAUGUCCUUGUAUCUGCUGAUCAACCAGUAGGAAAAUACUCCAUGAUUGUGGCACCUUACAAGUCUGGGAAGAUUGUCAAUUAUCAAAACGUUUCAGCCAUUGCCUGCUUCAACUAUAUAGGCGCUGCAUCUGAUAGCGUAUAUUUACCAGCUAAAUUACCUAAUCUAGAUGAUAAACUGGCUGUUAAGACAGUCAUGGACGGAUUAAGGAGUCUAAAUCAAGUCAAUGUUUUCAAAAAAAUUGAUACAAACCUAUUCAUCACCAUUGGAUUGAAUGUUCAAAAGUGUCAGUCGAAGACACCAAAGCAAAACUGCCAAGCCAUGAAUAAUGGGGUGCUGGCAGCUUCAAUGAACAAUAUAAGUUUCGUUCAUCCCAAUAUUUCAAUCCUGGAAGCUUAUUAUAAGAAGAUAAAAGGAACAUAUACUGAAGAUUUUCCUGAUGCACCCCCUAAGUUCUAUGACUUUGUUGAUGGUGCCCCUAAUAACAUUACAUAUGACACACAGUCAUUGAAUGGAACUCGAACAAAGGUCCUUGAAUAUGGUAGCAAGGUGCAACUCAUUUUGCAGGACACUGGGAUAGUCAACACUGAAAACCACCCAAUUCACUUCCACGGCUACAGUUUUUAUGUUGUAGGGUAUGGCACAGGCAACUAUAACCCACUAACUGCACAAUUCAACUUAGUGGAUCCCCCAUACAUGAACACAAUUGGUGUUCCAGUGGGUGGAUGGGCAGCAAUACGUUUUAUUGCUGAUAAUCCAGGGGUGUGGUAUAUGCACUGCCACAUUGAUAUACACCAGGCAUGGGGACUAGGAAUGGUAUUUAUAGUGAACAAUGGAAAAGGAGAGCAGGAGUCCUUACCACAUCCUCCACCAGACCUGCCACAAUGUUAA